Messenger RNA from Onychomys torridus (southern grasshopper mouse), 1745 nucleotides. RefSeq names its product 40-kDa huntingtin-associated protein. Lineage: Eukaryota; Metazoa; Chordata; Mammalia; Rodentia; Cricetidae. Gene Ontology annotation, biological process: vesicle cytoskeletal trafficking. The record is from RefSeq and is a predicted model, not a curated record. Gene Ontology annotation, molecular function: protein binding. Gene Ontology annotation, cellular component: early endosome. Bases 255 to 1388 code for a protein of 377 amino acids. The transcript has a single exon.
CGCCCUACUUUUCUGCCUGGCUUUCCUGUCAUCUGGUACUCUGCGUCCAGCAGCACUCUGCGUAUCACCUUGUCAACGUGUGUGAGGGGUGGGGGGAGGCGGGUCGGGAGAGAGCCCGGGGUGCUUAGUUGAAAGCUGAGAUGAUGCGUGAUCUCAGUGAAGACAAAGCGCUAGACAAAGCGCCCUGAGGUAGCUGUGGCUGCUCCGUCAGCGCACCCCAACCGGAAGUCAGGAGGCGCGGCCGGCCGGUUAACAUGGCGGCGGGCUCCGCGUCCUCCCUCGGUGGCGGUUCGUGGCCUGGCUCUGAGGCUGGGGACUUCUUGGUCCGCUAUCGGCAGGUGUCCAACAAGCUCAAGAAGCGCUUCCUGCGGAAGCCGAAUGUGGCCGAGGCCGGGGAGCAGUUCGCGCAGCUAGCCCGGGAACUGCGCGCCCAGGAGUGCCUGCCCUAUGCCGCUUGGUGCCAGCUGGCUGUGGCGCGCUGCCAGCAGGCGCUCUUCCACGGGCCGGGGGAGACGCUGGCCCUCACGGAGGCUGCUCGACUCUUCCUGCGGCAGGAGUGUGAUGCGCGCCAGCGCCUAGGCUGUCCGGCCGCCUAUGGCGAGCCUCUGCAGGCGGCUGCCAGCGCCCUGGGCGCCGCUGUGCGCCUUCACCUCGAACUGGGCCAGCCUGCCGCCGCCGCCGCUCUGUGCCUUGAGCUGGCCGCUGCCCUUCGCGCCCUGGGCCAGCCGGCCGCUGCUGCAGGUCACUUUCAGCGCGCUGCUCAGCUGCACCUGCCCCUGAUGCCACUGGCCGCCCUGCAGGCGCUAGGCGACGCCGCCUCCUGCCAGCUACUGGCGCGUGACUACACCGGCGCCCUGGCGCUCUUUACACGCAUGCAACGUCUGGCACGGGAGCAUGGCAGCCACCCGGUGCAGCACCCCGAGCUGCCGCCCCCCCCCCCCCCCCCGCCGGGACCCCAGCCAAGACCUGGCUCGGCCCCGACCUUGCCCCUCCCGCUGCUGCUCCCGGACCAGGCCCCUGGCUCUGCUGCGCCCUCUCCCGGUACACUGGGUGCCUUUGCAGACAUCCUUGUCAGGUGUGAGGUGUCCAGAGUGCUGCUCCUGCUGCUCCUGCAACCACCGCCCGCCAAGCUGCUGCCCGAGCAUGCCCAGACCCUGGAGAAAUACUCCUGGGAGGCUUUUGACGGCCACGGCCAAGAUAGCAGCGGCCAGCUUCCUGAGGAGCUGUUUUUGCUAUUGCAGUCCCUGGUCAUGGCUGCCCAGGAAAAGGACACAGGAGGCAUCAAGAAGCUGCAGGUGGAGAUGUGGCCUCUGCUGACUGCUGAGCAGAACCACCUCCUGCACCUCGUUCUGCAGGAAACAGUCUCCCCCUCGGGCCAGGGCGUCUGAUAAGUCACCUGAACCAAACAGCCUUUCCUCCUGGUACCAACUUGUUUUAUUUCGGGGGACAGGUGAUGGAAGAUGUGAUCUUGUUUCUGUUUUUCUUUUUCUUUUUUUCUCGUUUCUGUUGCCAAUAUGGUAGUUUAGCUGUGCGUGCCUAGCUUGUUACAUAAAUUAGUGCCCUUCAGGUCCAUCCAUACUGCCUCAAACGAGGUAACUUCAUCCUUAAGGCUGAACGAGACUCCACUGUGUAACAAUCUGCUUGCUUUGUGCGCUGGUCAGUUGCUGGAUACUGUGUUGAUUUGUUUUGCUGGCUGUUCUACGUAUAGAAAAAAUAAACACGGGAGGACAGAUGUUCCUUUGGCA